This is a messenger RNA of Rhineura floridana, 4453 nucleotides long. RefSeq names its product thrombospondin type 1 domain containing 1 (gene THSD1). The record is from RefSeq and is a predicted model, not a curated record. Gene Ontology annotation, cellular component: cell periphery. NCBI's taxonomy places the organism in Eukaryota, Metazoa, Chordata, Lepidosauria, Squamata, Rhineuridae.
GCAGUUGCAAGGACAGAGCACGUACUCUGGACCUGGAAUGGGACAUGAGGAAUAAAAGGAACUGGGAGCCCUCCUGAUCAGAAUGAAACAGAUGCUGAAAGAUUUGUCAAAUCUACUGCUAAUUAUGCUCUGUGAUUAUGUUCUUGGAGCAGUGGAAUAUCUCAUCUUGGAGCAACCAACUCAUGUAGCUUUAAGCAACGGCACAGUGUCAGUUGGCUUACAGAAUUACUAUGAUGGCAAUGUGACGCUGAAAGAUAUCUCCAUCCUGCUAAUAGAUGGCAGCACCAAUCAAACGGUUACCAAGAAACAGCUUCUGCAAAACCAGUUACAAGAUAUUGUUGUCUUUGAGUGCUUCCAUUUUAAGAGUGCUGGGUACUACUGGUUCAGAAUGGCUUCUGAGAGCCAGUGGAAUGGAGAGAAGAUUCCACUGAGUGCGACAUGGCCUUUAUUUCACUUCAAUUUCAAGAGGAGCUCAGAGGGAGUUGGGUCUUUCCUUCAGCUUGGACUGUUUACUAGUGAAUAUUUAUGUCCAAUGAAUAAGACCAUGAUUUCUCUGGAUGUUAUACUGACCAGCAGCUUAUAUGAACUGGGAAAACUGAUCUCGAAUAAGACUGUGGGACUGAGAACUAGCAAAGAACUUACUCUCACUAGGUCCCAGUGGGUGAGAUUUGAUUGUCACUUGGUUGGCCAAGAAGCCUAUAUUGUUGUAUUACUGAAAUCAGCAGAGACCAAUUCAAUCAUUGCUUCGGAAGGACCUGUAGAUCUCGUGCACAGAUUUGGAUACAAGCUAAUUGUGGCAGAAGAAUUGACGUGUGAGUCUUCAGUUGUGAUUUCUGUCAUUCCUCCUCCAUGUACUUCUCUUCCUGGUGGGAACAUUGCUGUGUUCAAAGAACUUGGGCCUUCUGGACAAAGGGCAUUAAGACUACAUGAAGUUGUUAUAAAUCCAGAGGACAACCAGAUUGAAUUCAACUGCACAUUGUUCGACGAAGGCGUGAACAAAUACUGUUUUGAAUUUAGCCAUUUGCACAGAGAUAAUACCUCAUCAAGAGUGAAAAAAUGUGUGCUAAUCCAAAGGAAUGUUGGAUCCUGGAGACUUUGGCAGGCCUGGAGUCCCUGUAGCGUGACUUGUGGGGAUGGUAUCCGGGAGCGCCACCGGGAGUGCCUCACAUCUUUCCCAUUCCUGCUAAAGCAAGAGUGCGCUGGGAGACAGCAGGAAACAUCUCUGUGCUCCUUGGAGGAAUGCUCCACCACUCAGCCUGUACCCAUUACACCACUGCAUCCUGAAGAAGGCCAGAAACCCAGUAAUAAUCUUGUCACAGUCACCGGCAUAUCCCUGUGCUUAUCCAUCAUCGUUGCUACUGUCCUCAUCACCUUGUGGAGGAAGCUUUGCAGAACCCAGAAGUGCAGCAUCCCCAUGCGCUGUGACUCUGCCCACUCCCCUACCUUCCGGAGGAAUUCUGAUGAGGAAAAUAUCUGUCAAGAGAGGCAGCAACAAGAGAGCUCUUCUGAGAGAGAAGCUCCUCCUUCACUUUCUGGAGAACCUCCAGAUAUGCCUUUAGGUUUCAGGAGAAGCUUUUAUUUUGCAGAAGGAGGAGGGGCUUCUGCCAGUGAGAGCCUUGAGCUCACUGCUCAAAAAAUAAUCCCCCCCAUUUUCAGCUACCGCCUUGCACAACAGCAGCUGAAAGAAAUGAAGAAGCAAGGACUCACAGAAACAACAAAGGUUUAUCAUGUUUCUCAGAACCCUUUGACAGACACUGUGCUCGACACCUCUGUGAGCACAGAAAACCAGGAGGCAGCGGCUACAAACAAGUUUAGAAUCAAAUCUCCUUUUUUGGAGCAGCCACCCUGCCAUCCCAAAGCAUCAGGGAACAGGCCCUCUUCUAGGGUGGAUUUUACAUUGUUGCAGUUCAAUUCCAUUUUGAGCCCUAGCCAGUCCCUAAUUAGAAGAAGUCACCCUAGAUAUCUUGAUAACGAAGGAGAGCCAUCAGAGAGAGGCUAUCCAAGAAAUUCACAGUUCAGAAGAACGGCUAGUUUUCAUGAAACUAAAAAAGCCAAGCCAUUUCGAAAAAGAAGCAUGUCCACCCUUACACCAUGUCAGACCCCGCUGUAUCAUGGCAGAACCAGAACAUGGAAUCGUGUUCCAGAACAGCAGCACCAGCCUAAACCUAAAAACACCAAUGAGAACACUGAAGAGUUUGAGCUGCAUUCUAGUAGUCCUUUAACCGCUGAAUCAAUGACUUGUGAGGCACAGAAUCCCCAGAAAUGGGAACCUCCAGGAAAGAAACUAGAUUUUGUCACCAGAUGCCAGCCAGUGUCCCAGAUGUGCAGUGACAGAUCAGGACAGACAAAUGUAAGGGGGUCCUUUCUGGGCCAUGUGGAUUCUUGGAGGAAUGAACCUGCUAUAGUGGCUUUCAAAGAUAGUCACCAAAGAGGAGAUGCUCUGAGCCCUACCCAGUAUAGAAAGAACAAAUGCCAGAGCUUCCCUUCUGACUCUGAAUACACCUUCUGUGACAACACUUCUUUUGGCCUAGCUGAAUUGGAACAGCCAAUGAUUGACCUGCCUGGGUAUUUUGCCUCAAACGAAGGUGGUGAGAUAAAUGCCGUGAGCAUUGACAAGUUGGUAAUAUGAGUACCUUGUUGCAAUUCUGUAGUGAGACAGAACCUGUUGGCUAAUGUAAGACACAGCCAAAAAGACAGACAAAUGUGUUUUCUAAAAAUUCAACAAGUCAAAUUCCAUCUCCUUAGAGGGGAAGGAGGCUCAACUGUUGUUGUGUUUCACACUUCUGCUCAUGCUCAUCCAACCACUUGGGAACAGCAAAUGGAAAAUGAUGCCCUCGCAUAGAAAUAAGCUCUCACUAAAUUAAUCUGCAGUAAAAAAAAAAAACCUCCCUGACUCAGCCAUAGUUCAAAUUUUGUGGUUAGAAUACCUCCAAACUUCCACAGAAACAAAAUUUAGGACCUGAUCAUACAUGCUACUUGGCCCUGACUCAGCAGGUCACAGGAUUGAGUUCUGAGAAUACCCAAAGUAGUCAGAACCAGCCCCCUCCUUCGUGAUUGUGGCAACCACCAUCGUGUGACUGGGCCUUUUCUUUUGUCCACAAACCUUGUAAGUUGAUUGGGGAGGGUAUAUGCAUGGUAUUGGCAAGGUGACAUCUCUGCAUCAUGGCAUUCUGAGGCCUAUCAGAAGAGACUCGGAUCUGAGGAGGAAGCUGCAUUAUACAGAGUCAGGCCAUAGGUUCCUUUGGCACAGUAUUGCCUGUGUCAGCCAUCUGCUUCAGCUUGGUGCCCUCCAAAUGUUUUGAACUAAGCUUCCAGUAGAACAGAUCAUCUGGAGGGCAUCAAACUGAUAUAAAGGCUAGUCUACCCCAACUGGCAGCAACAGCUUUCCAGGAUUUCAGAUGGGGGUCUUUCCCAGCCCUACUUGGAGAGGGCAGGGACUGAAGCUGGGGACCUUCUGCAUGCAGGACAGGUGUUCAAGCACUGACCUACCGCUCUUCAGCAUUUGGGUAUUAGAAGUUUGAUGUGGGAUUACGGUAGCAGUUGGAACACAGCUGGACUGCUCUGCCCUACAUGCUAAGUAUUGAAUGCUGCUUUAGCUUAAACCACUACAUCAUGGUCACUAUACCUGCCUGAUAGCCUUUUAGAUCUUGCAGGUGUAUAUCAGACUUUCCAUGUCCAGUAACAGAGUGACCUUAUGUUUGAAACAAGAACUACCUGUAAAAAUAUGGUUCUGGGAUAGAGGCAAAUAAAUCCUUUCCAUACCCCGAGAAGUUACUGCUAAAGUUAAUGGUUCACAAUUAGGGCUUUCUUUCUCUCAUGGCAUUGUUACAGAAGUUUCUCCCUUCUCAGUAUCUAUCAAUAUGUGCUGAAACAAAAAAAGUUUUUAACAAUUUAUAAUAUACAAAUUGUAGGCAUUGAUGAAAAUAAAAGAGCUGUGAUAGACAGUGUCUCAAUUUGUGAUAAUGACAUCUUUCCACCUUAAUUUCAUUCAACUUGGAUUUUGAAAAGUGUGUGUGUUAUGUGUCUUCAAGUCAAUUACGACUUACGGCGACCCUAUGAACCAGUGACCUCCAAUAGCAUCUGUGGUGAACCACCCUGUUCAGAUCUUGUAAGUUCAGGUCUGUGGAAUCACUCCAUCUUUUGUUAUGGUCUUCGAGUUUGAAAAGUAGUCUAUCAUUUUCACAUCUCUUGGGAAUUAGUAACGCGUCUGUUCAUUUUUAGCAGAAGCCUGAGGCAACAUCUAGCCACAAGGCUAUACUUAACCAUCAGCGGUCUCAUAAGGCUUUUGUAAGAAUUGUAAAAACAUUUUAAGAAGCAUGUUUUCAUGUAUUCAAUAAAAAGGUUUGUGAAAAGGUAUAGUAUAGCAAGUAUUUUGCUUUAUUAUGCAUCAUUUGAGGGUUACCACUUCUCUCCCCCACCCUUCACCUUGAGAAAUACAUUUUAGCCAAAAGGA